ACGCAAGAAAGCUCAUUAAUAAUUCGUUGUCAAGUGCCUGAAAUUAUUUGCCAAUUUUCAAAAUGUUGGUUGUUGCGUUGGGCAAAGUUAAGCGUAGAGCCUUUGUUUAUAAAGGAAGAACGUAUUUAAAAGGAAUCGUCCACUGUUGGCGCAGCGCUUUAACACUGUUCGGGCUGCUUCAAAUAUGCACCAUCAUGCGCCCAUUUCUCGAUAAGGCUCGCCAACAGCAAACCUUGUUCGACAUUCCGGUAACUGCGGAUGACAUUGCCGAAAUUACCAAUCUGGCAAUGGACAAGUACCUGCUUUUGUAUGUGCUGUACCUUAUCACGUUAACAAUCCUACGUGGCCCACCGACCUCUUCGUUUCUAACUUCCGUAUGCGUCAUACUGACUUUAUAUGGGCUGGGUUUGCUCAUUUUGAAUUGGUUCAUGCAUCAUCAAGUUGGUCAUAUAUUUGCAUCUCUGUUGGGAAUAUUAGUGGUUCAAGUAAUGAUUUUGAUCGACUAUUGCUUGCUACAAAUCAUUGGAUAAAGAUUCAUUACCUAUACUCUAUACAUUAUUAUUGUACUGUUUACUAUUAGCGUCGAUAUUAGCUAUCUAGGGGUUCGUAGUUAGACUGUAGCGUUAGUAAUGGGAAUGUUUUUGUAGUCAUAGACAUAUGAGUACAUGUCUAUGUUUGUAGUUGGACAUUGUUUGUAAUGGAAAUUUAACUGUAUAACCUUCUUUAUAUAAUAA
Photinus pyralis (common eastern firefly) is the source of this 734-nucleotide messenger RNA. RefSeq lists its product as uncharacterized. The record is from RefSeq and is a predicted model, not a curated record. Bases 63 to 530 code for a protein of 155 amino acids. The transcript is spliced from 3 exons. NCBI's taxonomy places the organism in Eukaryota, Metazoa, Arthropoda, Insecta, Coleoptera, Lampyridae.